Erythranthe guttata (spotted monkey flower) is the source of this 2185-nucleotide messenger RNA. RefSeq lists its product as uncharacterized. The record is from RefSeq and is a predicted model, not a curated record. NCBI's taxonomy places the organism in Eukaryota, Viridiplantae, Streptophyta, Magnoliopsida, Lamiales, Phrymaceae.
AAAACUAAUCAAAGUGAUGGGCUUAGCCGUAUCGGCCUACUUUUCAAUUUUCAAAUAUGCUCUCAAAUUUCGAUUAAUCCGCCAAAGCUUCCUCUCUCCUCGCAUUUACUACUCUCUCUCUCUCUCUCUCUCUCUCUAGAUAUAUAUCUCUCUUCCGAUAAACCUCUGUAGCUCUGCAAAAAUGUUCGAAUUCUCACCCAAUUCAAAUUCCCUCUUCACUUGAAUUUUCAAACUCAAUUGUGAUUAAUUCCACCAAUUAAUUCAGUAAUGGCUACCUCGGCUUUCAGAUCAACCACGAAGAGAGACUCAAUCGGCGGAAACUCCAGCUCCGACAAUUCCCUCCGCCGCUCCCUCCGCCGUUCCCGCAGCCACAGCAGAUUCUCCCAUUCCACGGCGCCGGAUUCUCCGGUGACGGAGGCGGACUACAACAAAAACGUGCCCAGGGGGAAGUUCGUGAACACUACGAGGGGAUCGGCGUCGCCGUUCCCGGAGAUCAGCUUGGAUGAUCUGGCGCUCGAGUUCUUCUCCUCUUCUUCCUCGAAGAAUGACAACGAGAGCGACGGAGGAGCGGCGGAGCUGAAGCAGAGACGGGGGCGGUCGGUCUCGCGGCGUGGGGAGAUAGGGCGGUGGGCGAGCGAUACGGUGUCGUCUAGCAGAAAGGGGAGGUCGGUGUCGAGGAGCCGUGGUGGUGAUGUUGCUUCAAUUAGCUCCGCCUCAACGGCCAAAAAAAUCAUCUCGUCUGAUGCCGGUUCGCGGCGGCGGAGGUCCCUGUCGGUUGCGAGGUACCAAAUUAGCGAUUCUGAGAGUGAGGUGGAUCAUUCUCGGAAUUCAAGCAAUCAUGCUAUUGUGAAAACUCCCAAAAGUGGGAACAGCCAAAUGCCGUUGGCGCCGAAUUCAAUAGCUUCAAGCAAUCGGAGGUUGGGAAGAUCUCGAAGCCUCAAAGACAUCUCGCUUUUGCACGAUGGUUAUUCUAGCCACUCUUCUGCUCUAACUGACGACGAAUCAAAGGAUACUCACUUUGGAAAAAAUGGAUUUGAGAAGAUAAUCCGGGAAGUUUAUGCUAAUAAGAAGGCCGAACACCCUUCUGAAGAUACUGCAAAUGGUGGAUUGUACGAAGCAAUGCGGAAAGAACUCAGAUAUGCUGUUGAAGAAAUCCGAACUGAACUAAAUCAAGUCCGCCAAAACAAUUCAGUCAUGGGAAAAAAUCAAACAGAUUCAACUGGUGGUGCAGAAAAUUCUAGAAUCAGAGAUAAAUAUGAAUCAAAAUUGGAACAGUUGGAGAAGCACAAGCAAGAUCUUCUCACUGAAAUGUUGCUUGAGGAGCAAGGAGGUCGAGAGGCCUCCAAAAUGGUCGAAGAACUUCCUAAUUCAAUAAAUUCAGCUGCAGUGGAGAAGAAGCCAUUGCGUGCAAGAAAGAGAAGCAACGACAGAAAUAGGGUGUCAAAACGAUUGGUUGAGGAGGCAGAAAGAUACAUUGAGGAUUUCAUUUCCAAUGUUGAAGAUACAGACAUAUCUUCCUUCGACGGGGAAAGAAGUGACGGGAGUUCGACUUUAGGAGGGACGAAGAAGACAAGAGAUGCUGCAAUAAGAGAAGCUGAAACUAACAAGACUAGCAAAGGGUCUACAUGUCGCCCUGUUGAAAUGGAUGGUGUUAUUCUGCCAUGGUUGCAGUGGGAAACUAUUCAUGAUGGUUCUCCAUUAGGAAAGAACAGGGCACAUAGUCCUGUGACUCCAAAAUCUCUAAAGAAAGACUCGGAAAAGGAUAUUGUCCCGUUACACGAUCCGAGUAGUUAUUCCAUGAGCAGUCAUGGUAGUUGGAGCCCAGGUAUUUUCCAUAGUCCUCCGAUGAAUAAAAAAGAAGACGCAAGCAAAACUAGACAAAUCGCCAGCUUCGACAUGGAUGAGUACGUUAAACUCCGUAACAGUGAAGAAUUGUUGUUUGAAAUGUAUAUACAACGGAACAGAAUCAAUUCAGGCGGUCUAUUGCUUUGUGGUGGCGGUAUCCACUACUAAUUACUUCCAAGCUUCUGUAAAGACUCGUUGAAUAUCGAUUAUUAAGUAGUGUUUGAAAAUAAGUAAGUAGUAACAGCAGCACAUGGUUGUUAUAUUGCAGCAGUGGAAAUUAGUUUUGCAUGGGGGGUUCAUUACAUAGUAUGUAUUUGCAAUAAAAUCCCCGUUUAAUAAG